CGCGCGGGGCGGAGCUUGGCGAAGACAGGGAAGGGGUAGCCGCGGCUCCGGCUCUUCGAGUCAGCGGCUCCCUCGGGCGCUGCUACGCGGACGUGGAGUCCGCAGGGCGGGUGGCCGCGGAUCCCGGGUGGCACGCUCAACUACGGGCAGAGGCGACAUGAGUGCUGCGGGGCUGUUAGCUCCAGCUUCGGCCCCGGCUGGAGCGCCGCCGGCUCCGGAGUACUACCCCGAGGAGGACGAAGAGCUGGAGAGCGCCGAGGACGACGAGCGCAGCUGCCGGGGCCGCGAGUCGGACGAAGGUGCUGUGGAAGGCGAAGCCCUGAGGACGUUGUAUCCUACAGUUAUGCGGAGAAGGGCCUUAAGAAGCUGUUGUCGGAGCUACACUGAGGAUGCUAGCGAAACUGACCUGGCAAAGCAUGAUGAAGAAGACUAUGUAGAAAUGAAGGAACAGAUGUAUCAGGAUAAACUGGCUUCUCUCAAGAGACAGUUGCAACAACUGCAAGAAGGUACAUUACAGGAAUAUCAGAAGAGGAUGAAAAAACUAGAUCAGCAGUACAAAGAGAGGAUACGAAAUGCAGAACUCUUCCUCCAGCUGGAAACUGAACAAGUGGAAAGAAAUUACAUCAAAGAAAAGAAGGCGGCAGUGAAAGAAUUUGAAGACAAGAAGGUUGAGCUGAAAGAGAACCUGAUUGCCGAGCUAGAAGAAAAGAAGAAAAUGAUUGAAAAUGAAAAGCUAACGAUGGAACUGACUGGAGAUUCUAUGGAAGUGAAACCCAUCAUGACCAGAAAGUUGCGGAGGCGACCAAAUGAUCCUGUCCCCAUCCCAGACAAGAGGCGAAAACCUGCUCCUGCCCAGCUAAACUAUUUGUUAACAGAUGAACAGAUCAUGGAGGAUCUGAGAACAUUAAAUAAGCUGAAGUCACCCAAGAGACCAGCAUCCCCGUCCUCUCCCGAACACGUGCCCGCCACACCUGCAGAGUCUCCAGCCCAGAGGUUUGAAGCUCGGAUAGAAGAUGGCAAACUGUACUAUGAUAAAAGAUGGUACCACAAGAGCCAGGCCAUCUAUCUGGAGUCAAAGGACAACCAGAAAUUGAGUUGUGUGAUCAGCUCUGUCGGAGCCAAUGAGAUCUGGGUGAGGAAGACAAGUGACAGCACCAAGAUGAGGAUUUACUUGGGCCAGCUUCAGCGCGGGCUCUUCGUGAUCCGCCGGAGGUCAGCGGCUUGACUUUCUCCAGUGUUGUUCUUCCCUUGACCCCUUUUCUGGAAUGGUUUUUGGUUUUGUUUUGCUCUUAAUAGAAAGUUUUUAACUUGG
Messenger RNA from Eubalaena glacialis (North Atlantic right whale), 1312 nucleotides. It is a transcript of the gene SUDS3, whose product is annotated as SDS3 homolog, SIN3A corepressor complex component. Gene Ontology annotation, biological process: negative regulation of transcription by RNA polymerase II. The transcript is spliced from 13 exons. Lineage: Eukaryota; Metazoa; Chordata; Mammalia; Artiodactyla; Balaenidae. The record is from RefSeq and is a predicted model, not a curated record. Bases 158 to 1225 code for a protein of 355 amino acids. Gene Ontology annotation, cellular component: Sin3-type complex. Gene Ontology annotation, molecular function: histone deacetylase binding.